UUCCACUUUCUGAAAUGCAUUGAAAAAGUACCUGCGUUGCCACGUCUGACUACUAUAAUAAAAACUUAAUCAAAAAGCUGCUGCUGGUCACCUUAAAUUAACCUUAAAGAAUUCGCUGAACCUGCCGGUUGUGUAAAUUCAAUAGGUUUUGCUUUGCAUUUACAUAUUUAUAUAUAUAUAUUUUAUAAAUAAAUAAUUUUAAUGGACGGUGUUAAUUUGUUUUCCCAAUUUGUGGUACAACACAAGCCACAAUUAGAGUCAUCAGGAGUGCCCCAACAUUUUUGGAAAUCUUUACACCGAAAGCUUGAAAAGGAAAUUUUUGAUGCUGGCAUAUCACUUCAGUUGCUACUAAUUGAUUAUGAAAGUGAUGAAGAAAGUGAAUCUGGGAUGACCGGUGGUGACACUAACAUACAAGUUAUCGCUGAAGAACCACGUCCAAUGUUCACUCUGUCUGUAGCAUGUGAAGGUGGGAUUAAAGCUAACGAUCCGGACGCUAUAUUUCUUAUUGAUCAUGCAUGGACAUUCCGCACGAAUAUCGCAAGACAACAAUUGGAACAAUAUGAACAGUUAACUGAUCGUAUGUGUGCCAUUAUGGGCAUUGAUAUAGAAGACGAAGGGCGUGUUGAUAAGGUUUUGCGCAGAAUGUGGCGUUACUGUCACGCGUAUACCAUUGCAAGUAAUGGACUAUCGGAUGAAGAACGACAACCUAUUUGGUAUGUUAUGGAUGAGGUCGGUUCGGCUGUAAAUCAUUCUGAUGACCCCAAUUUCCGUUUGGUUCCCUUCCUGUACCUCAAUAACCAAACAACAUUCAGUCUGUUGUUUCCCAUACGUGAUUGUGCUUUUGAGGAACAGGUGACACGCGAUCUUGUAGAGUACGUAAAACAAGACACAGCAGAACGUGAUGCUUUACUUUUACCAUGGCGUGCUACAGACUUACGUGAGCACAGUUUCGUACAGGUUGAACCAUCUGCAGAGUACUUCUCAAGUGGCCAUAUACCAGAGUCUUUUCCGGAAGGAGAAUUUGCCUUAUUAAAACCUCAAAUGAAUCGCAAUCAGCCCUUAAAAGUUUAUAGUGAAUACGAUGUGUUAAGUACACAUCUCACAGAUCCUAGUUUUCAAUUGGUAGCCAAUCAAUCGGAGGCUGAUGUGCUUUGGUUAACGCAUCAUUACAAAAAUUUCGCGGAGCUAGCCCGUGAUACACCCAAUAAGUUUGUAAACCAAUUUCCGUAUGAAUAUGUUUUGACUAUUAAAGAUUUGCUAGGAAUUACGGGAAGGCGUGCAGCUAAAGAACACCACAACUCUCAAACUUUGGAAACCUAUCCAAGCUGGCUGCCUACAACCUUUAAUUUAAAGACGGAGUUGCUGGAGUUCGCGUCAUAUUAUCAACAUCGUGCCGCCAAAGGUCUUGAUAAUCACUGGAUAGUGAAGCCAUGGAAUUUAGCGCGAGGCAUGGACACGCACAUAUCGGACAAUAUUGUACAGAUCGUGCGUUUGCCAAUCACCGGGCCAAAAAUAGCUCAAAAGUAUAUUGAACGUCCUGUCUUAUUUAAGCGUGCCGAGUUGGACGCAAAGGUCAAAUUCGACAUACGUUAUGUGAUAUUGAUAAAGAGCUUUCAACCGCUCGAAGCUUACGUGCAUCGAGAAUUCUUUCUACGAUUUGCAAACAAAUCCUUUAGUCUUGAUCAUUUCGAUGAUUAUGAACAACACUUCACUGUAAUGAACUAUCGCGAAGAGGCGGCUUUGCGACAUAUCAAAUGUGAAGAUUUUUUACCUCUUUGGAAGAAGCAAUAUCCAAAAUAUGAAUGGUCAAUUAUUGAAAAGGACAUUUUCUCGAUGUUACACGAGUUGCUAACUUGCGCAACAAAAUUGCCACCGCCCUGUGGCAUACCACCUUGCCAGCAAUCGCGUGCAUUGUAUGCUGCGGAUAUUAUGCUAGCUUGGGAGGGUCCGAACGAAGAGACCUCUUCGUCACAUAUGCAUCCGAAAUUGCUAGAGAUUAAUUGGACGCCUGAUUGUCAGCGAGCAUGCGAUUAUUAUCCAGAUUUCUUUAAUGAUAUUUUCAAAUUGCUUUUCCUUGAUGAAGAUAACAAUGAAAGAUUUGUGCUUUUGGGUGCAAUCGUUUAGAGAAUAUCAAUAGGAUGCAUAUGCUUUUACAAUAGAGCAUAACAUUUUUUGUAUAAUUUUUUUUUUUUAUAUUAAACAAAAACUUAAGUAAUUUCAAAA
Molecule: messenger RNA, 2223 nt
Organism: Rhagoletis zephyria (snowberry fruit fly)
Lineage: Eukaryota; Metazoa; Arthropoda; Insecta; Diptera; Tephritidae
Gene: TTLL12
Product: Tubulin tyrosine ligase-like 12
Biological process (GO): protein modification process
Cellular component (GO): cytoplasm
Source: RefSeq, a predicted model, not a curated record